UGUACAACCAUAGAAAUUAACUGAUGGCCAUAGACAUUCAGAACCGACAAUGUGAGAAAAAGAAUAUUUUCACGACGGCUUUAAUUUACUUUCUCAAAACGGCCAGAUGAAGAACGUGCUGCCUACCAAAUAACUAACAGAACCCAUGUUUGCCACAAAAUGACUAAAUAAAAUCAAAACUUUCGUACAUGCCAUCUCGAACGGUGAUACUUCGUCAAUCCUUCAGAAAAACAACGUACGUACGUUACAUUCUGUAUCGUUGCAAAUGUGCGUCAAUCUUCAGCCUAUACAUGCCAGUACUCUUCUCAUAGCUAACAGUGGUCGUAUGUUGACGACAAGUUGCUUUCCCACAAAAAUUAGCGUUGCUUUCCCGCGUGACAUCUCCCAUUGUACGUGAUAAUUUGUCACUCCCUCAGAAAAAAAACAUUGUUCAUUCAUGUCCCUGGGCCACGAAUGCGCAUGUGGUUGACCAACAGUCAAUUUGGGCAAUUCGCUAACUCAAAGCGAAGCUGCUCUUCACAUCCCCCAAAUAGAAACUUCAGCCUCUAUAUAUGCCAGUACUCUUCUCAUAGCUAGGACUCCAACUCGAUCGGCAACCAAGUGCUACCCGACUCCGACAGGAUGGCUGGGGCUUGGGGUCGACUGGUUGAGUUUGGAGUAGAAGUGAGAUCGAAAGUGUUAGCGUUUGCUGAGAAAUUUUGGAGGAUGGGUGCAGAUGAUCCGAGGAAGGUCAUUCAUGGUGUUAAAGUAGGGGUUGCUCUCUCGCUCGUCUCCCUUUUUUACUAUAUUCGCCCCAUCAAUGAUAAAUUCGGCAGAAACACCAUGUGGGCGGUGAUGACCGUCGUCGUGGUCUUCGAAUACACUGUCGGUGGUUGCUUGUACAAGGUAAUCAACAGAGGAAUAGCCACGCUCAGCGGCGGCAGUCUUGCGCUGGCCGCCCACUGGAUGGCAGCCAAGUCAGGGCCAAAGGCGGAGCCAGUAAUUCUUAGUGCCUUAGUAUUCCUUUUUGCUUUAGCUGCGACUUUUUUCCGAUUCAUGCCGACUGUAAAGGCACGGUUCGAUUACGGCAUCACCAUAUUCAUCCUCACCUUUAGCUUGGUGGCCUUAUCGGGCUCUCACGUCGAUGAUCUGACGAACUUAACAGUGGAACGCAUAUCGACUGUCGGCAUUGGCAUUGCUACCACAGUCUGUGUUUGCAUUUUUGUCUGCCCUGUUUGGUCAGGCCAAGAGCUCCAUUUUCUCAUUUCUAGGAACUUGGAAAAACUUGCUGAGUCCUUAGAAGGACUAGUAGAAGAUUACUUUCCUAUAAACGGUGACAGCAUGGACAGGGCAGAAAUAGCUUCUAAGAGAUCACAUAGCUACAAGUGUGUUCUGGACUCGAAAUCAUCUGAGGAUUCAUGGGCGAGUUUGGCGAGGUGGGAACCGGCACAUGGAUGGUUUAAAUUUGGGCACCCAUGGCAGCAAUAUAGCAUGGUGGGAGUUGCCAUGAGGCAUUGUGCCUACUGUGUAGAAACGUUGCAUGGGUGCGUUAACUCAGAGACGAUUAAGAGACCGGAAUUCUGGGAGAAACAUCUGAGAGACGUUUGCAUGAAACUGAGCUCAGACUCGUCCAAGGUCUUAAAGGAACUGUCGAGUUCCGUGAAGACGAUGAAGAAGUCUCCUAGUGUCAAUUUAUUGGUCUUGGAGAUGAAAAAUUCAGUGGAAGAGCUUCGGAUUUCUUUGUCAUUAUUGACCGAGCAGUUGCCGUUUAUACAGACAAGGCCAGCAAAGUCAAGUGAAUUAGGGAACGAGAACAGCAGCUUCAUCGACGACCGUGACGUGGCUGUUGUAUUAAUGCCUCUAACGGAAGCCAUGGCACUUGUGACGAUGACAGCGUUGCUCAUCGAGAUAUCGACGAGGAUCGAAGGAGUCGUCGAGGCGGUGGCUACCGUCGCAGAGCUUGCAUGCUUUAAGCCAAUCGGAAACGACGAGUCCCGUUCAAAAGUGCAGGCGGGAGAGCAAGAGUUGAAACCCUUUCAUCAAGUCUGAUAGGUACA
This is a messenger RNA of Zingiber officinale, 2036 nucleotides long. Its product is annotated as aluminum-activated malate transporter 10-like. The record is from RefSeq and is a predicted model, not a curated record. The transcript is spliced from 5 exons. Lineage: Eukaryota; Viridiplantae; Streptophyta; Magnoliopsida; Zingiberales; Zingiberaceae. The coding region runs from base 622 to 2028 and encodes 468 amino acids. Gene Ontology annotation, biological process: malate transport. Gene Ontology annotation, cellular component: plant-type vacuole membrane.